This is a messenger RNA of Strongyloides ratti, 2523 nucleotides long. RefSeq names its product MutS protein homolog 4. The transcript has 3 exons. The record is from RefSeq and is a predicted model, not a curated record. Bases 1 to 2523 code for a protein of 840 amino acids. Gene Ontology annotation, biological process: reciprocal meiotic recombination; mismatch repair. Gene Ontology annotation, cellular component: nucleus. NCBI's taxonomy places the organism in Eukaryota, Metazoa, Nematoda, Chromadorea, Rhabditida, Strongyloididae. Gene Ontology annotation, molecular function: ATP binding; ATP-dependent DNA damage sensor activity; mismatched DNA binding.
AUGAAGAGAAAUUACAGACUAGUUAAUGAAUCUUCUAAUUUUGAUAGUAAUGUAUAUAAAGAAACAUAUAUUGCAAAAAAUGUUGAUAUUACUAGUAUUGCUGAACAUUUAAAUGGAAAUCCAAAAUAUGCUAUUCGAAAAGAUUCCAUGUUUUUUACUUCAAAUUCAAAUAAUGGAAAUAAUACAAAAAAUCGUUUCAACAUUAUUUCUAUUUAUCGUGGAAAAUCUGAAAAUAAAUUUGAAGUUGGAAUAGCUUACAUGGAUUUAAGAGUUUGUACUUUAAAUUUAUGUCAAUUUAUAGAUACUCCGACUUUUGAAAUUCUAAAAGUUCGACUUAGUAUGCUUGAUCCAAUUGAGAUAUUGUUAUGUGAUGCUAUGGAAGAUACAGGAAGUCAAGUAGAUGCAAUAAUAGAAAUUGCUAAAAGUGUUUGUUCAGAUAUUGAAAUAUUAAGUAUACAAAGAAGAUUUUUUGAUGAUGAAAGAGGAAUAAAUUUGAUAAGAGUUCUUGCUUCACCUGAAGCUUCUAAUAUUGAUGAAAUUGCUAUGAAAAAAUAUUUAUCCAUAUCAGCAUCAUAUUGUUUAGUUAGAUAUAUAGAACAAAUUCAAAAUAUAUCAUAUGCUUCAGAAUCAUUACAAGUUUUAUACGAAUGCUUAAAAGAUAGAUGUAUUAUAGAUUUACAAACAUGUAGAAAUCUUGAUCUCGUAAAAAAUUUAAAAGAAAAAAAUCCAUCUAAUAAAAAUUUACUUUUAUAUAAAACAUUAUUUUCUAUUUUAAAUACUUGUUUGACAGAUGGAGGUACUAGAACAUUAAAAUCCAAUUUACUUCAACCUAGUUGUGAUUUAAAUAUAAUAACAAAAAGACAAAAUGUUAUUGAAGAGUUGAAAUCAAAUGAAAAUUUGCUUCAUAGGAUACGUAAUCAUUUAGUUCAUGUACAAAAUAUGGAAUUUGUUAUAGCACUUUGUGUUCAUAUUGAAAAGAAAACUGAAAAAAGUGCUACAAGAAGAAAAAUACAAGAGUUGAUAAAUUUACGUAAAACAUUAAAUCAAGUUAUUUCUAUGAGAAAUCUUGUAAUUCCUAUAAAAUGUGAUAUUAUAUCUGAUUUAGCAAGAACAUUAUAUGACAAAAGAUUAGAUGAAAUACUUGAUUUGAUAACUGAUAAAAUAGAUAUUGAUUUUGAGGAUAAAAGAAAUAUUAAUCAGUAUUUACAAAAAAAUUUUAUUUUAUAUGCUGUUAAAUCUGAUAGUAAUAUUCUUCAAGCUAGUAGAAAAAGUUUUGAAGAAUUUAUUUUUAGUGGAGAAAGAUUGGCUGAAGAAGAGAUAGGAAAUAUUCCAAAUUGUCGUUUAGUUUACACACCAACUCGUGGAUUUUAUUAUACUGUUCAAACGAAUGGUAUUCCUAAUAAUGUUGAUAUUCCUUCUAAUUUUAUAAAUGUUUGUCAUAAUAAAACAAGCAUAACUUUCACUUCCAGAGAAUUAUUAAAAGUAAAAGAACGUAUAGAUUGUUGUGUUAGUGAAAUCUUAAUAGUUAGCAAUACAAUUGUAGAUGAAAUUUUGCUUAAUAUAAGGAAGUUGGUACCUGUUCUUUAUAAAUUAACGGAAUUUAUUUCAUAUCUAGAUUUCAUUUGCGCUUUAAGCUAUUAUUCAAGUAGUACAAACACAGUAAAACCAACAUUUUCAAAUUGUUUAAUAGUUGAAAAGGGUAGACAUCCAUUACUUGAAAAACACAAAAAAAUGAUACCAAAUGAUGUUUACAUCGCUCCUGAAUCUUGUUUUAUGUUAAUAACUGGCCCUAAUAUGUCUGGAAAAACAACUUAUAUGAAACAGGUAUGCUUACUACAAAUUCUUGCGCAAACAGGAUGUAUGAUACCUGCAGACUCAGCUACAUUUCCUCUCUUCGAAAGAAUAUUUUCAAGAUUAAGUCAUAAUGAUGAUAUUACAACCAACUUAUCUGCUUUUGAUAUGGAAAUGAGUGAGAUUGGGCCAAUAUUAAGAAAUGCUAAUGAAAAAUCAUUAAUUGCAAUUGAUGAACUAGGGAGGAGCACAUCAACUGAGGAAGGAUUAGCUAUUUGUUAUGCUAUAAUUGAAAAUUUAAUAACAACUGGAGCUUUUACAAUAUUUGCUACCCACUUUUUGAAUCUUUCUAAAAUGACAUUGUCAUUUUCUUCAAUUGAAAAUUAUCAUUUUCCUUCUGAAGAAAUUACUAGUAAUAAUGCAUCAAAUUAUAAUACUUAUCAUACAAUAAAAAAAGGACAAUAUGAAGGACCAUUAUUUGGUUUUAAACUUGCUGGUGCAUGUGGAUUUCCAGAUGAGGUUAUAGAAAAUGCUAAGAAACUUGCUGAAGGAAUUAGAAAUGAGGAUUUAAAUAAAUAUCGAACUGAUGGAAUAGUUUUAUAUAAAAGAAGACUUGUCAAACUUGGUUAUAAACUUUUUAAAUGUAUUUCAAUUGCUAAUAAACAUGAUCCUUCAAAUGUUGCUGAUCAUUUAAGAACAUUAAAAAAUGAAUAUCUUAAAGAACGUUAUUGA